Drosophila bipectinata is the source of this 1200-nucleotide messenger RNA. Its product is annotated as phenoloxidase-activating factor 2-like. Gene Ontology annotation, molecular function: serine-type endopeptidase activity. NCBI's taxonomy places the organism in Eukaryota, Metazoa, Arthropoda, Insecta, Diptera, Drosophilidae. Gene Ontology annotation, biological process: proteolysis. The record is from RefSeq and is a predicted model, not a curated record.
CGACUCAAAACAUGGCAAGACUCUGGACUCUUGGAAUUGUUCUGCUGGUCUGCAUCCUUGAAAGGAGCAAUGCUGGAGAACCAUGCUCGGAUCUUAAGUAUUGCAUUCACCCAUCACAGUGCCCAGAAACCCAGCAAAUUAUCUACCGAAGCAUUGAUACGGUAUUCUGCAAUGACUUUCAAGUUUGCUGCAAGAUUGAGGAAAAAGAGGAUGAGGAUAAAAAGCCAUCAAAAGAUUACUCACAAUGCGGCGUCUCCAAUUCUGAAGGCUUAGGCUUUCUGUUACAAACUUCAGAGGAAGCCAGACCUGGAGAAUUUCCCUGGACGGUGGCGUUUUUCAACAAGGGACAGUAUUUUGCCGCCGGGUCGCUGUUGGCUCCGGGUAUAGUCCUUUCAGCUUAUCAUAUCAUGAAUGAAGUGAAUCUGGAAGAUCUUCGGAUCAGAGCAGGCGAUUGGGACCUGAAUUCUACCCGUGAGACCUUCAAGCCGCAGGAGAGAUCUGUGGCCCGCAUUGAGUCCCACGAAGACUUCCGUAUUAGGACAGGAUCCAGUGAUUUGGCGCUAUAUUUCUUGGAAACGCCCUUCGAACUGGCGGAUCACAUCCGGACCAUUUGCUUACCAGAAUCAGACACUAGUUUCGAAGGCAAGGAGUGCUUGAUGAGCGGAUGGGGAAAGAAGAAUUUCACGGACGAGAAUUUCUCGACAGUAUUGAAGGUAGCAGAUUUGCCUCUGGUGAACUUCACAGACUGCCAGUCCCGACUACGAACCACACAGUUGGGUAAUACCUUUCAUCUGCCUGAAAGUCUACUGUGCGCUGGCGGAGAGGAGAAUGAAGAUGCCUGCACUGGCGAUGGAGGAUCUAGCCUGUUUUGCCCUAUGACGGAGGACCCAUCUCGCUACGUCCAGGUUGGUAUCGUCAAUUGGGGUAACGGUUGUGGUAAGAAGGGCAUCCCGGGAGUCUACACUGAUGUGCUCUAUUUCCGAGAUUGGAUUCGGCAGAAAAUGACAUCAGUCCCUGAAGUGUCACCCCCGACUAGGUCCAAGUCUCCCCAACUGAUGGGAAAUUAUAGGAAAUGAGUUUUCAAUCCAGAUUUUAAAUAAAUAACAACCUAUAUAUCUUAAUAAUUAAAGAAUCUUAUGUAAUUCUCUUUAUUUUUUCGUCAAUAAAACUUUUCUUAGAGAUUCUAAGAGUGAAUUAUAA